AUGGCAAAGUUCAUCACGAUCUCCAUGUUACUGUCUCACACUUCCGGACUCGAAACCAGCAGUACCCAAGGCUUUCCUGGAUACGAUGUUAGCCGUAACGCGAAUGGGCAUUUUCGCGCCGCUUUGCCAGAUUUGGCAGAAGCAUUAGAAGGCAAUUGGCCGAGUAACACUUUACCUAUCCGAUUGAAGGAUUGGCCCGGCCAUGUGUUCAAUUACUCUGGGGGUGGGUAUGGUAUUCUCCAGCUCAUCAUCGAAGCAGUGACAAACCAUUCCUUUGCCGGAGCCAUGCAAGAGUACGUCUUCCAGCCACUAGGCAUGCAGCGGUCGACUUUCGCCAUUCCUGACGAUGAAGAUUUGAACACUGAAAAACAGCUGGGAAAGGGCAACUAUGCGAGAGCCUACUAUAACGGCUACACUGCUUGUGAAGCUCCUCACCGCGUGAACCCAGAGCAAUCGGCCGCGGGCUUGUGGACUACACCUUCUGAUCUCCUGACUCUAGCCUCUGCGAUUCAGAAAUCUUUGCACAACAAGGACGGAUUUAUACCGACAGAGCUUGCGAAGCAGAUGCUAGAGGAAGUGCAGGCGGACAUGGCUCAUGGUUGGCGUGUCACUGAUACUCACUUUAGCCACAAUGGUAGCAAUGUGCCUGGCUGGAGGUGCAAUCUCCUGGCCAGCUUGGGCGGCAAUGAAGCGAUAUCUUUCAUGACAAACUCGGCUGAGGGGUAUAUGGUUGGGUGCCAAGUUCAAGCUGCUUUGUUUUAUCUGCUUGGUUGGAGUAAGCCGAAAAUAAGGAGUUGUGUGAUUCCUUUUGCCGAUAUCUCUGCUACUCUGCCUGAGACAGAGGUUAUGCAAAGAUGGACCGGAACGUGGAAAGAGCAGGGAAACAGGUUUCAAAUCGAUUUUGUUAUCGAGGAGGGGGUGCCAUGGUUGAAAUUUGGGCAGAUGCCGAACCAGAGGUUGUGGGUUGCUGCUCAAGGAAAAGAGGAAUACCAGGAUGGACACAAAGUUGUUGCAGAUCUGGUUUGUAAGGGUGGUAUCGAAAUUCUGGUGAGAAUAACGGAGGACAAGGAGGGUAAACCAUUGAUGGAGAUGUGGAAUGGCGCUACAGGAGAGGCAGUGGCGAUGGAGAGAGUGCUAUAG
This is a messenger RNA of Aureobasidium vineae, 1140 nucleotides long. The record is from the annotation of a GenBank genome assembly. Lineage: Eukaryota; Fungi; Ascomycota; Dothideomycetes; Dothideales; Saccotheciaceae.